AUGGUUACCAUUCCUCAAUGUCAUCCUAUUUUGAAGGACAAUUCAGCUACCUUCAGUUUCCCUCACAGAUUAAAUCUCCCUCCACAAUCCCACAUCACCAACCUCCAAAAAACACAAACAAUGAAACCCAACAACAAAAUCCAAAUCCCCUUCAUCACCCACUCGCUCUUCUCCAUAAUCCUUGUUUGUUUUGCACUAGGAAAAUGCACGGCCCACGAUACCAAAAACGCAUUGUUACCAAACGAAGCCUUUCCCCCACAAUUCUCAGACUCAGAGCUUCCAUUCCCCUUCCCUCCUUCAGAAACACCCAAUAGCAACCCAACAUCAGAGGAAGGCUUCGCUCAUUCACCUUCCUCCUUCUCUUCUGCUUUCUCAGACAUCCUCAAAGGAACAGUACUACGUGGCAACUCCCUCGUAAUGCCCGAACAAGUCAACUCCGAAGAAUCCCAAACCAAAACCAAAAUGAUCAAAUACCAAGCGGUGAAACAGAUAUGUUCCCACACGGACUACCCUGACGUGUGUCUUUCCACCAUCACACCCUUUUUGAACGACCAUUUCGACGUCAUGAACGUUCUAGAAGCUUCCAUAAAGGCUUGCGGUCACCAGAUAAGGUUCACCAUAAGCAAGGUGAAGAAGUACUUUGGUAGCUCACCCGAGCUGGAUUCUUUGCUCACUGAUUGCAGGAAUCAGUACUCUGACGCCAUGGAAAACCUUCAGAGAGCCAUGGAUGCCAUUCCGUCACGUGAUCUUGGCACCGUUACCGUCAUGCUUAGCGCUGUUAUGGCAGAUGUUUCCACGUGCGAGAGUGGGUUUGAGGAUCUCAAAUCCACCUCACCAGUUGCUAAUUCCGAAGGUUUAGUCACCAUUACCGCUAGUAAUUGCCUUGCUAUUGCUUCUUUGAUUCCUUAUUAG
Molecule: messenger RNA, 912 nt
Organism: Abrus precatorius (Indian licorice)
Lineage: Eukaryota; Viridiplantae; Streptophyta; Magnoliopsida; Fabales; Fabaceae
Exons: 1
Coding region: 1-912 (303 amino acids)
Biological process (GO): negative regulation of catalytic activity
Molecular function (GO): enzyme inhibitor activity
Source: RefSeq, a predicted model, not a curated record